Trypanosoma theileri is the source of this 3672-nucleotide messenger RNA. RefSeq names its product mitochondrial DNA topoisomerase II. The transcript has a single exon. The coding region runs from base 1 to 3672 and encodes 1223 amino acids. Gene Ontology annotation, biological process: resolution of meiotic recombination intermediates; DNA topological change; sister chromatid segregation. The record is from RefSeq and is a predicted model, not a curated record. Gene Ontology annotation, molecular function: ATP binding; DNA topoisomerase type II (double strand cut, ATP-hydrolyzing) activity; DNA binding. Lineage: Eukaryota; Euglenozoa; Kinetoplastea; Trypanosomatida; Trypanosomatidae. Gene Ontology annotation, cellular component: nucleus.
AUGGCGGAAGUAUCCAAGUAUAAGAAACUCACACCUAUUGACCAUGUACUCGUGCGGCCUGAGAUGUAUGUUGGCAGUGUGGAGACAAACCCCACGCCUAUGUUUGUCUUUGACCACGAGAAGGGAUGUAUGGUGUGGGAAACACUACAACUCAACAGUGGUCUCUUAAAGAUUGUGGAUGAGAUUCUUCUUAACGCCUCGGAUAACUUAUCCAAUAAAGGCGGUCGAAUGACUUAUAUUCGUGUUUACAUCACAGAAACUGGAGAGAUUACAAUAGAAAACGAUGGAGCUGGUAUUCCCAUUGUUCGCAGUAAGGAACAUAAACUGUAUAUUCCUGAAAUGGUUUUUGGACAUCUUCUCACGAGUUCUAAUUAUGAUGAUGAGAGUCAAACCACAGUGGCAGGUCGUCAUGGUUAUGGUGCCAAACUAACAAAUAUUUUAUCCCACCGUUUCUCUGUUCGCUGUCGUACAAAAGGAAAAGAAUUUCAUAUGAGUUGGCAAGAUCAUAUGCGUAAAGCCACAGCCCCACGUGUUUCUAAUGUAGAUCCCAAAUCUAAAAAUGUCACUCGUGUAUCGUUUCUACCAGAUUAUGAACGUUUUGGAUUUAAAGAGAAUAAAAUUUCGCAUGAUAUGAAACGUGUACUUCAUAAACGAAUUAUGGAUCUUGCGGCGAUGUUUCCUAAUAUUGAAAUAUCUCUUAAUGGGACUCCAUUUGGUUUUAAGUCUUUUAAAGAUUAUGCUAAUUUAUAUUCUACACCAACCAGUGGUGGAGAAAUGCCACCCGCACCUUAUGUAUAUGAAAGUCGUAAUGGUUCCAUUGCUUUUGUACCUUCACUCACCGCAGGUGUUCGGCGUAUAUUUGGUGUGGUGAAUGGUGUGGUAACCUUUAACGGAGGAACACACUGUAAUGCGGCUCAGGAAAUACUUCAAACCACACUAGAGAGUGUGGAACGAUCAUUAAAGAAGGAGAAUAAAGUAAUUGAUAUUAAUCGUGUAAUGCGUCACUUUACCAUUCUCGUCUUUCUUGUACAAGUACAACCAAAGUUUGAUUCUCAAAAUAAAGCACGACUUGUCUCUAUACCUGUAAUGCCCCGUGUGCCUAGACAAGAAGUGACGAAUUUUCUUCUUCGUAUGCCCUUUCUUGAGGCCCAUGUAAAUACAAUAACAGGACAAUUAGAGAGAGAGUUAAAUAAAGAAAUGGGUGUUGGUCGACGUAUGAGCAGUAAAUCUCUUAUCGCUUCUAUUACGAAAUUAGUAGAUGCCACCACCACUAGACGAGAUCCACGGUGUACACGUACAUUAAUUGUUACAGAAGGUGAUUCCGCUAAAGCUCUCGCACAAAAUUCCCUUUCAAGUGAACAGAAACGAUACACUGGUGUGUUUCCACUUCGUGGUAAAUUACUAAAUGUACGUAAUAAGAAUCUUAAAAGACUCAAAAAUUGUAAAGAACUUCAAGAAUUAUUUUGUGCAUUAGGGAUUGAAUUAGGAAAAGUUUACAAGGAUGCGGAUGAGUUACGAUAUCAACGUUUACUUAUUAUGACAGAUCAAGAUGCAGAUGGUUCACAUAUUAAAGGUCUUGUUAUUAAUGCCUUUGAAGCUUUAUGGCCAACAUUAUUAAUGCGAACUCCAGGUUUUAUUUCCGUAUUUUCUACACCUAUUGUAAAGGUUCGUUUACGUGAUAAAUCUGUUAUCCCAUUUUUCAGUAUGAAGGAUUUUCACAAGUGGGAAAAAACGCAUGGAAAUGUAUCCUACACGGCGAAAUACUAUAAAGGUCUUGGUACCUCUACCACAGCAGAAGGAAAAGAGUAUUUUAAAGAUAUGGAAAAACAUACAAUGCGACUUGUAGUAGAUCGAUCAGAUCAUAAAUUACUUGAUAACGUCUUUGAUUCACAAGAAGUAGAAUGGCGUAAGGAUUGGAUGACCAAAGCAAAUGCCUUUACAGGUGAGGUAGAUAUUGAUCGAAGUAAAAAGAAUCUUACCUUACCAGAGUUUGUACAUAAGGAGAUGGUACACUUUGCUCUCGCUGGUAAUGCCCGUGCCCUUGCACAUGCUGUAGAUGGAUUAAAACCUUCACAACGUAAAAUUUUAUGGGCUAUUAUGCGACGAUCUGGAAAUGAAUCUGCAAAAGUAGCCCAACUUUCUGGUUACAUCUCUGAAGUUUCUGCAUUCCAUCAUGGUGAGGUAUCUUUACAGGAGACGAUUAUUAAAAUGGCACAAAAUUUUACAGGAGGAAAUAAUAUCAAUCUUCUUGUACCAGAGGGUCAAUUUGGAUCUCGUCAGCAGAUUGGUAAUGAUCACGCUGCCGCACGAUAUAUUUUCACACGUCUUUCCGAUAUUACCAAACUACUCUUUCCUAGUGAAGAUGAACCCCUUUUGGAUUACGUGGUGGAAGAGGGACAAAGUGUAGAGCCCACCCAUUACGUCCCUGUUCUUCCACUUCUUCUCUGCAAUGGCAGUGUUGGUAUUGGAUUUGGUUUCGCCUCCAACAUUCCCCCGUUUCAUCCACUUGAUGUUUCCGCUGCGGUGCGCUGCAUGAUCCACGGCGAGGGGGCGCGGGCGGUGGCACGUCGACUGGUGCCGUGGGCUGUUGGAUUUCAGGGCGAUGUGCGCCGCGAUGGCGAGGGCAGUUUUGUUGCGGUUGGUCGCUAUCACUAUCACCGCGGGGGGCGGGUGCGGGUGCUGGAGUUGCCGUGGACGUUAAGUGUGGAGGCAUUCCGCGAACACAUCUCUCGACUCGCGGCGAAUGAUGUCGUCCACCGCAUCGCCGACUACUCCGGGGCGAAUCACAUCGAUAUUGAUCUGGAGGUCGCUGAGGGUUCCAUGACAACAUACGCCGAGUGUGAGCGGGAGUUGGCCCUUACGCAGCGUAUUUACAUUAACGGCACAGUCUUCUCCCCUAAUGGGACACUCACACCAUUAGAAGGAGAUCUCGCCCCUAUUCUACAGUGGCACUAUGAUCGUCGUUUGGAUUUAUAUAAAAAGCGACGACAACGUAAUUUAAGUCUUUUGGAGGCGGAACUCGCACGACUAAAGUCUACAUUAAAGUUUGUUCAACACUUUCGUAGUGGGAAGAUUGAUUUUGUGAAUGCCACAGAUGACACAUUGUCCAAAACGUGUCAGAAAUUAGGAAUGGUACGUGUAGAUGAUGGCUAUGAUUACGUACUACGCAAACCCAUCACUUACUUUACCAAAACAAGUUUGGAAAAACUCAUGCAUAGUAUAGAGGAUACAGAAACUCGUAUAGAAAAACUACGUAAAACCACACCUGUUCGAAUUUGGCUUGAUGAACUAGAUCGAUUUGAUCGUGCCUUUCAGGAUAUUGAACAAAAGGCCAACGCCAUGAUAUUGAAAGAGCGACGACAAGGAUUUCCCAUGGAUGACAUUGUUCCUUCUCUACGACAACCAAAUCUUGAAUUUGAGGAAGUAAAGGCAAGUAAAGGUCCACCCAUGCGAAUUAAAGUUCGUAAGUAUGAACCCCCACCGGCAAGUAAACGCCCAGCAGUGGGUGGGGCUAGUGGCGGCGGCAGUGCGGCAAGUGCGGCGGCGGUAGUGGCGCAUGUGAAGGCAGCGAAGAAGGCUGCAAGGGCCGGCGGUGUGCAGAAGAUGGUGGUGAAUUAUGUUGGCCAACAGGCGGCACGUGUGUUGCCACGAUUACCGUGGUUUAUCUUUUAA